CGCAGCGUCGAAGAAGUAGGCGACUGCGGAUAUUACGGCAAUCUCUUUUUAACUGACCAAAUAAACAAAAUUGUAUAUAUUAGUGUACUCAUUUCGGGAUGUGUUACAUGUGUUCUUUUUGUCUUUGAGUCUAUGGGCAAAAAGUUGCAUUAAUACUUCGCCAUUUGUUUCGGAGGGAGCAAUCGUUGCCACGAAUAGUGUCUGAGGACUAGCCAGCUAAGUUAUUUGUUUUACCUCUAGCUAGCGAAAGACGGGUUGAAAUAUGGCGUGAAGCGGAGGCUGACUUUUACUAAUUCAACAUUGGGUUAGAAGGGUCAACACAGGUAAUCAAGUCAGAUCAAUUGAGGGUCAGGGGUUCCGUUCGGCCGGAACCUCCAAGCGCGCGUCGUCAUGGCUUGGGCCCUGAAACUGCCGCUGGCGGAUGAGGUGAUCGAGUCAGGUCUGGUGCAGGACUUCGACGCGAGUCUCUCUGGCAUCGGUCAGGAACUGGGAGCCGGGGCUUACAGCAUGAGUGAUGUGCUGGCCCUUCCCAUCUUCAAACAGGAGGAAUCUAACCUUCCACCAGACACGGAGAAUAAGAUCCUGCCCUUCCAAUAUGUUUUAUGUGCCGCCACCUCGCCUGCUGUCAAACUCCACGACGAGACGCUCACCUACCUCAACCAAGGACAGUCUUACGAAAUUCGAAUGCUGGACAAUCGGAAAAUGGGGGAGCUCCCGGAAAUUACGGGGAAAAUGGUGAAGAGCAUCAUCCGGGUGGUCUUCCAUGACCGGCGUCUACAGUACACAGAGCACCAGCAGCUGGAGGGCUGGCGCUGGAACAGGCCUGGCGACCGCAUCCUUGACCUGGACAUCCCGAUGUCGGUGGGUAUCGUGGAUCCCCGAGCCAACCCCACACAGCUAAACACAGUCGAGUUUUUGUGGGACCCGUCGAAACGGACUUCGGUCUUCAUUCAGGUUCACUGCAUCAGCACAGAGUUCACCAUGCGCAAGCACGGGGGCGAGAAGGGCGUGCCGUUUCGCAUCCAGAUCGACACCUUCAAAGAGAACGAGAGCGGAGACUACACCGAGCACCUACACUCGGCCAGCUGUCAGGUCAAAGUCUUUAAGCCCAAGGGGGCAGACAGGAAGCAGAAGACAGACCGGGAGAAGAUGGAGAAGAGGGCUCCGCAGGAGAAAGAGAAGUACCAGCCCUCGUACGAGACCACCAUUCUCACAGAGUGCUCCCCGUGGCCAGAGGCUACCUAUGUAAACAACUCUCCAUCACCUGGAUUCAACAGCACCCACAACAGUUUCACAGUAGCUGAAGGAAAUGGAUCACCAAAUCACCAGCCAGAGCCACCAGCACAGAUUGCAGAGGAAAUCAAUGAGGAUGCCGUACAAACCUUUAGUGAUUCGUUGCCAUACCAUCUACUUAGAAGAGACAGUGAGAACCAGCAGAAUCUGUUGCCCACAGCAACGCCACAGGAGGCCCAGCAGUGGCUCCAUCGAAACCGCUUCUCGCCCUUCUGUCGUCUGUUCACAAACUUCUCAGGGGCAGACCUGCUGAAAUUGACCAGGGAAGACGUCAUUCAAAUCUGUGGCCCUGCCGACGGCAUUCGACUCUUCAAUGCACUGAAAGGACGGGUGGUACGUCCGAGGCUGACCGUGUAUGUAUGCCAGGAAUCCCAGCAGGCCCGGGAACAGCAACAGAAGCACGAGAACGGAGACGGCAGCAGCAGCACCUUCUUUGUGUACCAUGCCAUUUACCUGGAAGAACUGACUGCCAAUGAGCUCACUGAGAAGAUCGCCCAGCUCUUUAGCAUCUCUCCUAGGCAGAUCAAUCAGAUCUUUAAACAAGGACCCACUGGUAUCCAUGUGCUGGUCAGUGAUGAGAUGAUUCAGAACUUCCAGGAUGAGAUGUGUUUUGUUCUGGACACAAUGAAAGCCGAGACAAACGAUGGGUACCACAUCAUCCUGAAGUGAAAAAGCCGACAGUUGGAUUGGUGGCGGGGUGGGGUGG
Alosa alosa (allis shad) is the source of this 1999-nucleotide messenger RNA. RefSeq names its product transcription factor CP2 (gene tfcp2). Gene Ontology annotation, cellular component: nucleus. Gene Ontology annotation, biological process: regulation of transcription by RNA polymerase II. The transcript is spliced from 18 exons. The record is from RefSeq and is a predicted model, not a curated record. Gene Ontology annotation, molecular function: RNA polymerase II cis-regulatory region sequence-specific DNA binding; DNA-binding transcription activator activity, RNA polymerase II-specific. Bases 391 to 1962 code for a protein of 523 amino acids. Lineage: Eukaryota; Metazoa; Chordata; Actinopteri; Clupeiformes; Clupeidae.